Messenger RNA from Anolis carolinensis (green anole), 1852 nucleotides. RefSeq names its product oocyte zinc finger protein XlCOF6-like. Bases 110 to 1153 code for a protein of 347 amino acids. The transcript has a single exon. The record is from RefSeq and is a predicted model, not a curated record. Lineage: Eukaryota; Metazoa; Chordata; Lepidosauria; Squamata; Anolidae.
UCCUGUAGGAAAAAGAAAUAAUCUCAAAGUGCCAAUCUUGCUGAAUUCUUAAACUCACUUUAGAUCACAAAGGGAAAAAACAAGAGUCAAGUGUCCAUAUUGCAGUUGUAUGAACAAUACUGUCACCAUGGAGGAGAAAGCAUUUAAAUGUGUUGAAUGUGGAAAGAGCUUUAAACAGCCUAGAGAUCUGAAGACACAUCAAAGGACUCACACUGGGGAGAAACCCUAUACAUGCCUGGAGUGUGGAAAGAGCUUCACUCAGAGUGCACACCUGCAUUCACAUCAAAGGACUCACACUGGGGAGAAGCCCUAUACAUGCCUGGAGUGUGGAAUGAGUUUUACUCAUAAUGGAAAUCUACGUUCACAUCAAAGGACUCACACUGGGGAGAAGCCCUAUACAUGCUUGGAGUGUGGACAGAGCUUCACUCAGAGUGGACAUUUGAGUUUACAUCAAAGGACUCACACUGGGGAGAAACCCUAUACAUGCUUGGAAUGUGGACAGAGCUUCACUCAGAGUGGACAUCUAAGUUUACAUCAAAGGACUCACACUGGGGAGAAACCCUAUACAUGUUGUGAGUGUGGACAGAGCUUCACUCAUAGUUCAGGUCUACUUUCACAUCAAACAACUCACACUGGGGAGAAACCCUAUACAUGCUUGGAGUGUGGCCAGAGCUUCACUCAGAGUGGACAUCUACGUUUACAUCAAUGGACUCACACUGGGAAGAAACCCUAUACAUGCCUGGAGUGUGGAAAGAGCUUCAUUCAGAGUGGACAUCUGCAUAUACAUCAACGGACUCACACUGGGGAGAAACCUUAUAUAUGCCUGGAGUGUGGAAAGAGCUUCACUGAGAGUGGAAGUCUACGUUCACAUCAAAGGACUCACACUGGGGAGAAACCCUAUACAUGUCCAGAGUGUGGACAGGGCUUCACUCAUAGUGGACAUCUACGUUUACAUCAUAGGACUCACACUGGAGAGAAACCCUAUUCAUGCCUGGAGUGCGGAAAGAGCUUCACUCAGAGUGGAAGUCUACGUUCACAUCAAAGGACUCACACUGGAGAGAAACCAUAUUCAUGCUUGGAGUGUGGACGCAGCUUCACUCAGAGUGCACAUCUACGUUCACAUAAAAAGACACACUGGGGAGGAACAUUAUAAAUGCCUGGAAUAUGGAAAAAGCUUCACUCAGAUGGAAGUCUACCCUAUUUCCCCUAAAAUAAGACAGUAUCUUAUAUUAAUUUUUGCUCCCAAAGAUGUACUAGGUCUUAUUUUCAGGGGAUGUCUUAUUUUUCCAUGAAGAAGAAUUCACAUUUAUUGUUGGACAAAAAAAGAGAACAUUUAUUAUAUACUGUACAGAGUUGUCAUCACAAAACAGCAUAACCAUAUACAGUAGAGUCUCACUUAUCCAACAUUCACUUAUCUAACGUUCUGGAUUAUCCAAUGCAUUUUUGUAGUCAAUGUUUUCAAUACAUCGUGAUAUUUUGGUGCUAAAUUCAUAAAUACAGUAAUUACUAUGUAGCAUUACUGCAUAUUGAACUACUUUUUCUGUCAAUUCUGUUGUAUAACAUGAUGUUUUGGUGCUUAAUUUGAAAAAUCAUAACCUAAUUUGGUGUUUAAUAGGCUUCUCCAUCUCUCCCUGUUAUCCAACAUAUUCACUUAUCCAACGUUCUGCCGGCCUGUUUAUGUUGGAUAAAUGAGACUACUGUAUCUGCUUUGAAGUGGAUGAUAUGAGUCUAAACCAGGGGUCCCCAAACUUCUUAAACCGGGGGCCAGUUCAGUGUCCCUCAGACCAUUGGAGGGCUGGACUAUAGUUUUAAAAAAACUAUGAACAAAUAAUAAAAUAAUAAUAAAACUUUA